UGUAAACAAAGGAGAGAGCAGUUGAACGGCAGCGACCCAGCCGAGGGUGAUACUUCGUGAAUGUUCGUAUCUCGACAAACGCGUCCGGAUCAGAGGCUGACUGUGGGGAAAAAGCCACUCUGAAGCGAAUGAAGAAGCAUCUAAUCUUUCACUUCACAUACAGAGGACUUCUAACGAGAGGAAAAAAGAGUAAAAGAAGAAAAUGGAGUAUAAAUUACGAAAAGCUGAACCCAGGGACGUGUCUGAUAUAUUACGACUGGUGAAGGAACUUGCAAAAUACGAAGAAAUGGAGGACCAGGUGACACUGACUGAAAAAGAACUCCUGGAGGAUGGAUUCGGUGACACCCCGUUUUAUCAUUGCAUCAUCGCUGAAAUCCAAGGAGAGAACAGCAGUGACGAUGCAAAGGUGGUGGGUUUUGCCAUGUACUACUUCACUUAUGACCCCUGGGUUGGCAAACAGCUCUACCUGGAGGAUUUCUACGUGAUGGAGGAACACAGAGGGCUGGGCAUCGGUUCGGAGCUCCUGCGGCACCUCAGUGAUCUGGCAAUGAAGACGCGCUGCAACGGCAUGAUGUUUGUCGUCGCGGAGAACAACGAGCCGUCCGUCCAGUUCUACAAGCGGCGCGGUGCUGAGGACCUCUCUCAGGAGGAGGGCUGGAGGCUCUUCAGGUUUGACAAGAACAGCCUCGUCAAGAUGGCCACUCCAGCCGAGGAAUGACAAGAGGUCCGGCGCAGACCGGAGGCGGGAGGCGAGGAAACACGAGAGUCUGACCAGAGGCGGAGGGAGAGUUUGGCUGCUUUUUCUUGACGAGUCAUUUUUAUUGAAUCUCUGAUGUUGUCGCCACUUUAACUGUCCGUCAUGUGAGAUGUGAGAGUACACAGUGGUGGCAUCGCAGCAGCCUGCUCGGGAAUCAGUCAGCCUCUCUGCAUCUGACUCCUCAGAUUUUCUCUCCAUUCAGACAAGGGUUGAUUCAUAGGCGUUCAGCUUUUAAAAAGGGGAAUUCAGUAUCACAAUAAUGUUUCUGUAUGUAGUUCACAAUCUUAGUAAGCCUUUUGUUUAUUGAAAAUAUAUCUCUGAAUCAUUCUAUGUUUAUUCUAACCUUUUCAGUAACUAUUAUUUGUUAGUAUUCGAUGUGCAGGAAGAUCACUUAAGUUUGAAAUAAAACUGAUCACACAUGU
Siniperca chuatsi (mandarin fish) is the source of this 1179-nucleotide messenger RNA. RefSeq names its product diamine acetyltransferase 1-like. The record is from RefSeq and is a predicted model, not a curated record. Bases 203 to 718 code for a protein of 171 amino acids. Lineage: Eukaryota; Metazoa; Chordata; Actinopteri; Centrarchiformes; Sinipercidae. Gene Ontology annotation, molecular function: N-acetyltransferase activity. The transcript has 6 exons.